Messenger RNA from Gavialis gangeticus (Gharial), 5649 nucleotides. RefSeq names its product negative elongation factor complex member A (gene NELFA). Gene Ontology annotation, cellular component: NELF complex. The record is from RefSeq and is a predicted model, not a curated record. Lineage: Eukaryota; Metazoa; Chordata; Crocodylia; Gavialidae. The transcript has 12 exons. Bases 60 to 1679 code for a protein of 539 amino acids. Gene Ontology annotation, biological process: negative regulation of transcription elongation by RNA polymerase II.
AAGCGCGGGUCCUCGCCCCCGUCCGCCCCUUCUUGCCUCCGCUGAGGUGUCUUCAUAAAAUGCCCGUGCAAAACCCCCUCUUUUUUCGGCCCGCUCCCAAGAUGGCGUCGAUGCGGGAGAGCGACACCGGCCUGUGGCUGCACAACAAGCUGGGCUCCACGGACGAGCUGUGGGCGCCCCCCAGCAUCGCCUCGCUGCUCACGGCCUCGGUCAUCGACAACAUCCGCCUCUGCUUCCACGGCCUCUCGUCGCCCGUCAAGCUCAAGCUGCUGCUGGGGAUGCUGCACCUGCCCCGCCGCGCCGUGGACGAGAUGAAAGGUGCACUGACUGAAAUUAUCCAGCUCGCUACCUUGGAUUCAGACCCCUGGGUCUUAAUGGUAGCUGAUAUUUUAAAAUCCUUUCCAGAUACUGGCUCCCUUAACCUUGAUCUUGAAGAACAGAAUCCCAAUGUUCAAGAUAUUUUAGGAGAACUUAGAGAAAAAGUAAGCGAAUGUGAAACUUCAGCUAUGUUGCCGUUGGAAUGCCAGUACUUAAACAAAAAUGCCUUGACAACACUUGCUGGGCCACUUACUCCCCCAGUGAAACAUUUCCAGCUGAAAAGGAAACCCAAAAGCGCCACUCUUCGAGCAGAACUCUUGCAGAAGUCAACCGAAACAGCACAACAACUCAAGAAGACUGCAGGAGUGCCUUUCCAUGCCAAAGGGAGAGGGCUGGUCAAAAAAAUAGAUACAACAACACCACUCAAAGGAAUACCAAAACAAGCUCCAUUCAGGAGUCCCACAACACCUAGUGUAUUUAGCCCCUCUGGAAACAGAACCCCUAUUCCUCCUUCAAGAACACCUCUGCGCAAAGAAAGAGGAGUAAAGUUACUAGAUAUCUCAGAGCUGGACAUGGUUGGCGCUGGCCGUGAAGCAAAGCGAAGAAGAAAGACUCUAGAUGCAGAAGUGGUGGAAAAGCAAGCCAAAGAGGAAACAGUAGUGGAAAAUGCUACUCCAGAUUAUGCAGCUGGCCUUGUAUCUACACAGAAACUUGGCUCUUUGAACAAUGAGCCAGCUCUACCUUCUACAAGCUAUUUGCCUGCUACCCCCAGUGUGGUGCCAUCCUCUUCCUAUAUCCCAAGCUCAGAAACACAGCCAGCAGCUGGCUCUACUCGGGAGGUCUUGCAGACUAACAGGCAGCCAGAAGAGCCUACAACUCCAAGCACUACUACUCUUCCUGCUCAGUUCAAACAGAGAACCCCUAUGUACAAUAGUAACUCUAACCCACCUGCAACUACACCUACCUCACCCCUAACACCUACAACGCCUCCAGCUAUUUCCCCUGCUGCACAAACACCACAAGUGACCCCCCAAACUCAGCAGCAGCCACCACCCAAGAAAAGUCUCUCACUCACGAGGGAGCAGAUGUACGCUGCACAGGAAAUGUUCAAGACUGCAAAUAAAGUUACAAGGCCAGAAAAGGCUCUCAUACUUGGAUUCAUGGCAGGAUCCAGAGAGAAUCCUUGCCAAGAGCAAGGUGACAUCAUUCAGAUCAAACUCAGCGAGCACACAGAAGUGUUACCGAAGGCAGAUGGCACUGGUAGCACUACCAUGUUAGUCGAUACGGUUUUUGAGAUGAACUAUGCUACUGGCCAGUGGACCAGACUAAAGAAGUACAAACCUAUAACUAAUGUCUCCUAAGGAAUUCAGCAACACCAAACUGCGGACCAAAUCGAGCUUAGGAUCAGCCAGCUCACCUAGUGUCAGCUGUAUAAAAUGGCAUUCGUGUGUAGGCUUCUUACCUUCCAGAACAGAAGUUGUGGCUCUUCAAACUAACUGGGCUCAGGUGAAUGCAGCGUGAAGAUGGUGUCAGACUGACAGAUUUUGUUGUUGUUGUUGUUUUGUUUGGGUUUUCUUAGUUGUUUUAAAGAGGUGGGGGAAGUUAACAUUUUAUUCUGUGAUUCAAGAUGCUGGAAAGAGAUCACAGCUGAAUGCUUGUUUUUUCAGAUUGGGAGCAGUUUACUUCCAGGCACCUGGGGAAAGAACUACUGCAGAAUUUACUUGCAGUUUACCUUUACACAAGGGCACAGAUUUUACUGCAGAAAUAUUUACUUGGGUUCCAUGUAAAAAAUGGAUAGUUAAAACUGCAGUUGUCUUCAGUAAUUCCUGUAACUCAGUUGCAGUAAGUCUAACUGUUGCAACGGUAGAUAUUCAGUGUCCAGAGGCUCUUAAUAUGUUUUGGCUUAUUUUUUGCCAGGGUCAUAGAGUGGGUUUGAGAGAGAUUUUUCUUGUUAACCUUGCUAUAUUGUCAAUGUUAAUGCCCAGCAUGAGUUAAUCCAUGUUUGGCAUAAAUCAGCAGAGAUCAAGAAAAAUUGAAUAUCACCUUCUGUUAAGGAAAAAUGACCAUUUCCUGUCAUGUCAAAUUUAAGAUUGCCAAAAAAAACCCCAACUUGUGGGCUGUCUGGGGGUGUUUGGUGUCUGCUGCCAGGUGAAGCUCGAGAAGAAGUUUAACAUGGCUUUUCUACAGCAGGCCCUUCAGACAGCAUCCCAGUCCUGGAGAGUGCCCGUAGGGACCAGUUGAAUGUUACUACAGAUUUUAAAAAACUGAUCCUUCCAGCAGCAAAGCAAGCAACUGUGAAUGUAGAAGGCUGAGAAGAUUCUCAUUUCUUUUAGUGCACGUGUGACUAAGCAGUCACUGGGCACUUGAUGACCCGAGUCCUAUCUAAACAUGCUUUUCAUACCAGUAUAACUGUGUUAAGUGGCUUUUGUUUUCCACCAAUACAGUUAUAAACUGCCACUCCUUGGGUGGCCAGUUACACUCUCAUAAAGAUACCUUUUACUGCUAUAGCUCUAUUGCCUUCGUGUACAGGAAUACAUCAUUUCGGUGCAAGUGUAAUUACACUGAUACAAGUAUGUCCACCCACAGAGGUUAUAGCUCUGCUGUUUACACAAAUAGUUCAAUUUUAUUUGCAUUGAAAGAACUUCAGGGUUUAGCCCUUACUGGAGACUUGCAAAAAGUUCAGUUUCAUCAGUGCACUUUUGGGGUUGCACUUAAGAGUAUGACGCUCAGGAGGGAGAAGUACAAAGGUAAAUCGUGAAGCAUCUGUGUGGGACUGAGCAGGAGGGGCCUGUGCUAUCUCCAGGCUGACAUAAAAGUAAAACAUUAAUCUGAUUCUUAAGACAAAACCACGCAACCUUUUCCUAAGAGGAAAGCAAACAGCAUCCCCAAAGUGAUAGCUCUGCCUGCUAACAAGGCUUUUAGCCAUUUCAGGCUUUUUUUUAUAGUGGACGUUUUUAUUUUCAAAUUCUCAAACAAAGGGGAGAGUGUUUAAUAUGUGUGCUUUUAUUUACAACAUAUGUGACCAAAAUUUUUGCGCUCUUAAUUUUGUUUGAGCAGAUUUUUCAGAACAUCUCGCUUUAUGUUCUGACAGGGAAGCUGAGUUCUGGUGAGAACGGUACGGAGCUCAUUGCCAUUAAGGAGUCGGUACUUGUAUCUGCGCGAGAACUGUGCAGUGCAGCCCUACCUAAUUGCCCCACUUCAGCAGAGAUGUAGAUUGCUGCUUUUUUCCCAAAUUGUUACAAGUCAGUCAACAGAUAAUAGAAGCAAGCUACAAUGAGUAUGGUGGGUUUUAGUUACUAGACUGAGUUCUCUAUAGGAUGCAGUUGCACGGUAGCUCUAAGUUCUUUGACUUAAUACCAUUACACACAAAGGGCUAACGUCAGAAUACGAAAGAAGCGUUCAUCUUUUAAAAAUGCUGUAAGGAAGAACUGAUAUUCCCUUUUGCAUUUGCUGUCAGAUUUUAAUGCACCAUUUUUGUAAUAAGUUUUCUAUAAAAUAAGCCAGUCGGACCUUUCAGUCUGCUGCUGCUGCUUUGAUAAGUAGGUUUUGGACUUAAGGUACAGGAUUUUUAGGGGACUGCACAACUUGUGGGAUGUCCUCAUCCUGAAUUGUUGGUUCAAAAUUCAGUCCAGUGUGGCAGCAUUUAGUAGUGUGCCAUCAGAUAGCUCCUAUCUGAUAUGUGAAAUGAGUGGGAGGGCUCAGGCAAUAGCUAAUGGACAGAUGCUUUCCCCCCAGUUUCAGCUGUCAGCACGGAGGUGCUCCCUUCCCUCCUCUCGAAGUGCUUUUGGAAUCGGAGAAUAAAAUAAAGAACGAGGAAAGUGUCCACUGGUUGCUCCUUCACAGUGUGGAUGGACACACUUCAGUCUCCAGGCCUCUUUGUCACAAACUAGUCUGCAAUAGAAAAUUUCUUUUUGACUGCAGUUUAACUUUAUCUGGACUGCUAUUGCUAGAAUCAAGACGAGAACACUCCUACAGCAAUUUGCUUUUAAAUAAAAAAAGGCAAAAGCAGACUCCUCUUGGCUGAGUCUGGCCAUGAGCACCAAAAUAUUUCAACUUGCUCUGUGUAUCUUGAUGUAUUUUAAAUUAACUUUCUGAGGAAAGAGUUUCCAUUUCAAUGCUUUAGGACAAUUACACUGGUAAAAAAACCUAACUAUAGGUAAACCCAUGGCUCAUAAAUUGAAAGUACUGAGCCAGCAGUUAAGUAAAAGGGAUAGUGCCAGGUGGUUCAGGAGAGCACAAAGCAAACACUUGAAUUCCAGUAUGUUAUUUAGGGCUUGAAUAGGUGGUAGUAGGAUACAAAACAAACUUGACCCCUUGAGCUUGAUAUUUUUUGUCUUAAGUAUUCAGUCAUUUAAGAUGCUUGCUGGAUUCUGUACGUGAGAUUCAAAGGUGAAUUGCAAAGUUCAGUGAAAAUAGUUAACACCAGAAUGAUGCUCCAGUGGCCUGGUAACACGGUGUAGAAGGCACGCAGAUGGUUCAGAGCUAACCUUUUUUCUCUGUUGCCUCCUUUUCUUCUCACUCUGCACAAGAACAGCAUUGUAGCAAACAGCCCAGACUGUGUGCGCAUGGGGGGAAAGAGCAUCCCAGCAAAUUCCAUCUUGCAGAGAGCAAAGGGAAACCCGAGGAAAAAGUUGUGAAAGCCCUUCCCAGCUUUGCUAUGGAGGAGCCAAUAAGCUCAUAAAUCUGGGAGUAACCGGAAGAAUUGGCUUUAUCUCGGAAUUGUGAAGUACAGAAGGGUGUGACUUCCCAGCCCCCACCUUCCAUCUCUUGCUUUCCAUAAGGAAGAAAGACUUGCUGCCUUACAGGCUUCUUUCUAGUUGCUGGUCCCCCCCACAUCAGAGCACCGAGUCUCUUUGAGCUCCAGGUUAGCCUUUUUCCUUGCAAGCAGGUGGGACCAGCAGUGGUGAGAGGAUGGAAUCGAGUGGAUGAGGCCUUGUAGGGCUCCCUGGUCAGGAGUUGUGGUUAAAGUCCCACCGCCCCCUUAGCCAAAAACAUUUUUUCCCUAUGAUCAUAGACUCUGGUAAUCCCCAUGCAGUCAUCCAAGACUGGCUUUGUUAGGGUGACUAGCAUGGUAGCAUAAGGCUAGUGCCCUAAGGGUUAACUUGAUUUUUAUUUGUGGCUUUACCAUUAAAUAAGAUGCUAGACAUGACUGGGGAAAAUCAGCUUUUGAGUAGUUACUACUAAAAAAUACCCCAUGAGAAAUUUGCUAAUUUCUCCCACUGAAGCAUGUCCAAAUGAGUUAAACCACUGACUGACCUAGCCGACAAACUUGAUACUUUGACAUUGUGUAGCUUGAGGUUGGAUUGCAUUUUCAUAGCAAGAUCGGACUGG